CACGAAGGCUGCGGUGACGCGAUUCCGGCCAGCUCAGCGUCGUCACGUCAUCCGUCCUGGUGGUCCGGGUCCUCAUUUUCCCCAAUCGGACUCUCCUUUCCAGGCUGUCAAAAGCAACGAAACCUGAAAGGUCGUGUGGCUUCAGCGGACAAGAUGGUGCUGCUGACGAUGAUCGCCCGGCUGGCCGACGGCCUGCCGCUGGCCGCCUCGAUGCAGGAGGACGAGCAGUUGGGCCGGGACCUGCAGCAGUACCAGAGUCAAGCCAAGCAGCUCUUCAGAAAACUCAACGAGCAGAGCCCCACGCGCUGCACCUUAGAAGCCGGCUCCAUGUCCUUCCACUACGUCCUGGAGAGGGGCGUAUGCUACUUGGUCCUGUGCGAAGCCAGCUUCCCCAAAAAGCUGGCCUUCGCCUACCUGGAGGACCUGCAGGCCGAGUUCCACGAGCAGCACGGCAAGAAGGUGCCCACCGUCUCCCGGCCGUACUCCUUCAUCGAGUUCGACACGUACAUCCAAAAGACCAAGAAGGCCUACAUUGACAGCCGGGCCCGGCGGAACCUGGGCAGCAUCAACACAGAGUUGCAAGAUGUGCAGAGGAUCAUGGUGGCCAACAUCGAAGAGGUGCUCCAGAGGGGGGAGGCGCUCUCCGCAUUGGACUCCAAGGCCAGCAAUUUGUCCAGCCUGUCCAAGAAGUACCGCAGCGACGCCAAGUACCUGAACACGCGCUCCACAUACGCCAAGCUGGCAGCCGGCGGCGUUUUCUUCAUUAUGCUCAUCGUCUACGUGCGCUUCUGGUGGCUCUGAGAAGGCAGGACAGUGUUGUCGUUAAUACCCACACACGCAAAAAAAAAAAAAAAAAAAUCCUUACCCUCUAAUAAGACUAAGACAAGGGCACUUUUCCAGAACUACAAAAUAAAGCAUGAUGGUUUUGAGAUGAGUGGCCCCAUGGAAAGUCAACGCGUGGGUGUCUUGAAGG
Molecule: messenger RNA, 973 nt
Organism: Hippocampus zosterae (dwarf seahorse)
Lineage: Eukaryota; Metazoa; Chordata; Actinopteri; Syngnathiformes; Syngnathidae
Gene: sec22bb
Product: SEC22 homolog B, vesicle trafficking protein b
Exons: 5
Coding region: 154-801 (215 amino acids)
Biological process (GO): vesicle fusion with Golgi apparatus; retrograde vesicle-mediated transport, Golgi to endoplasmic reticulum; endoplasmic reticulum to Golgi vesicle-mediated transport
Cellular component (GO): endoplasmic reticulum-Golgi intermediate compartment; ER to Golgi transport vesicle membrane; Golgi membrane
Molecular function (GO): SNAP receptor activity
Source: RefSeq, a predicted model, not a curated record